This is a messenger RNA of Corythoichthys intestinalis (scribbled pipefish), 5719 nucleotides long. RefSeq names its product fibroblast growth factor receptor-like 1. Gene Ontology annotation, cellular component: plasma membrane. The transcript has 7 exons. Gene Ontology annotation, molecular function: fibroblast growth factor binding; fibroblast growth factor receptor activity. The record is from RefSeq and is a predicted model, not a curated record. Bases 293 to 1801 code for a protein of 502 amino acids. NCBI's taxonomy places the organism in Eukaryota, Metazoa, Chordata, Actinopteri, Syngnathiformes, Syngnathidae.
GUUAGCAUAGUGGGAGGGAUAGAGAGAGAGAGCGAGAGAGAGAGGAAGGCACGCUGGCUAGACCCUUUUUCCAUAUUAGCAUACGGGGGUCUUUUGGCGUGACUUGCGCUCCGUUCUGCUUUUCUCCAAGUUAUUUUCAUGUCAACGACAAGACUUACUCCAAACAUUGCUUUUCAAAACAGUUGGAGAAAUGUCCGUUUUUAUUCAUGGACUCAACGCGGACUUUAGCUAAAAUUGCCAGGAGACUGGUACGAGCUUGACUUCUUGCAGUCAACAUUCAGUUCGAGAGAGCAUGAAGUCAACUUUGGACUCUAUGGCGAUACUGAAGAUCGUGCUGUUCAUCUUGGAGGCUGUCUCGCUGGUCCACUGCGCGCGAGGACCACCUCGCGUGUCUGAGAAAGUGCUUCACCGACAGAUCGUCCGCCUCGGGAGUGCCGUCAAGCUGCCUUGCCCGGUGGAAGGAGACCCUCCUCCGAUCAUCAUGUGGACCAAAGACGGGCGCAACAUCCACAGCGGUUGGAUCCGUUUCCGCAUCCUGCGCAUGGGCCUGAAGGUCAAGGAAGUGGAGGCGGACGACACGGGAACGUACGUUUGCAAAGCUACUAACGGCUUCGGCAGCGUCAACAUCAACUACACCCUCAUCGUUAUCGAUGACUCGGGUUCUGAUAGGACCAGACCCGCUGUGUUUGACGGUGCCCAUUCAACGCACGGUUCUGACGUCUUGGCAGAAAAGCUCGUGCGCCCCCGCUUCACCCAGCCCGCCAAGAUGAGAAAGAGAGUGAUUGCCCGACCCGUGGGGAGCUCGGUACGCCUCAAAUGCACGGCCAGCGGGACGCCUCGGCCCGACAUCGUGUGGCUGAAGGACGAGCGUCCGCUGACCGGUCGAGAGGUCGGCGAGGGCCGCCAGAACAAGUGGACCCUGACACUUAAGAGCCUGACCCCCGAGCACAGCGGCAGAUACACCUGCAGGGUAUCCAAUCGGGCGGGAGAGAUCAACGCCACGUAUAAAGUGGAGGUCAUACAGAGGACCAACUCCAAACCGGUCCUGACGGGAACGCACCCGCUCAACACAACGGUGGACUACGGAGCCACCACGUCGUUCCAGUGCAAAGUGAGGAGCGACGUCAAGCCCGUUAUCCAGUGGCUGAAGCGCGUGGAGACUAACGAGGAGAGCCGCUACAACUCCACCAUUGAAGUGGGAGACCACCGCUUCGUUGUGCUGCCCACGGGGGAGGUGUGGUCGCGACCCGACGGCUCCUACCUCAACAAGCUGCUCAUUACCCGCGCCAAGGAGGAGGAUGCCGGCAUGUACAUCUGCUUAGGUGCCAACACCAUGGGGUACAGCUUCCGUAGCGCCUUCCUCACGGUGCUGCCAGUCACCAAGCCCCCCAUCACGCCCAUCUUUCCCGCGGCCUCCAGCUCGCUGCCCUGGCCGGUCAUCAUCGGCAUCCCCGCUGGAAUCGUCUUCAUCUUCGGCACUGUUCUUCUCUGGUUCUGCCAGAGUAGAAAGCAGUGCCCGCCGCCCAGCAGCGCUGCCGGCGCCGCGACCCCCAACCGGGUCCCGCCCUGCCGAGAGCGGGAACGUGGUUUUGCUGCGCCCCCGUCCGGCUCGUCCAGCCCGGACAAAGACUGCGUGAGCUCCGUUAACUACGAGGAGUACCUGGCGCAGCAGCAGCUUCUCCUCGGCCAGGGAGGCGCCGCUAAGAUCUAUCCCAAAAUCUACACUGACAUUCAUACGCACACGCACUCCCACGUGGACGGCAAAGUACACCAGCAUCAACACAUUCACUUCCAGUGUUAACGGAUCAAACUCUUCUCACGGCGGGACAUCGCCGGGGGAAAAUAAAACAACCCAAAUCGGCCAGUCCUCAGACAACGUGACAUUCGGCGCUGUGACUGUUCUUCUGUUUUUUUUUUUUGUUUUUGUUUUUGUGUGUCCACUAAAGAUCCAUCGGCCCUUGCCGCGCACUUAUUUUAAAAAGGACGAGGAGUUGCGUUUCGUGCAGCUGUUCGGGCCUCAUGAAAAAGGGCUUCUUCCGCAAAGCCUUUUGCCGGGAAACGGAGCUCGCGUUUCACCUUCUAUUUCGUCAGCUGUCAUCGUUCAGAAUGGUACCGGAGGUGCACAAAAGGGCUUUUUAAGUCGUACUCAGGUCGUCCUUUUGUCAAAGACGCGUCGCGUUUUUGGAAUACUGACCACUAUCGUUUUCUAUCAACUCAUUGGUCGCCAUUGACAGCACUCGACGUCCAAUCCAUUUGAAGAGGGAAGGUGGCAGCGAAUGAAUGUUCGUUCAAUCACUGCUAACCCUCCUACUUCAAAUGGAUUGCACGUCAACUUGUGGUGAACCUAUUUCAAUUUGAGGCAAAAUGAAAAGAGCCACAUGCUCAGUUAAAUGACACCGUCAGAAACAGAUUCAUACCAAGCCCCUAAAGAGACUUUGACAGAAAUAAAAUAGAUUUAAACUAUCUGAUGCGCACCAGAUAGUGUGUGGUGCGCACUGGAAACAAUCUGGUAAGCAUUAGCAUUAUAUAGCAUUUAAGCUAGCAGAAUUUUGCUCUGCAAGUUAGCCAAUUGUUCUUUUGUUGUACUUAGAUCCUCAUUUAUUUUAUUAUUUUUUAGGCUAAGUUCAGGCAGUUGAGUCCAAGAUUGAAAUAAAGCUUAACUAAAUCCUGUGUUAUCAUUUUUAGCACGCUGAAACUGCUGGUGUCCGAUGCGCUCCUGAGCUUAGCCUCAAACGAUAUGAAAAGAAUUAAUAAAUUAGGGUCUUACAUUAGAACAACUGGCCAACUUGCAUAGCAAUAAUCCGCUAGCUUAAAUGCUAUAUAAUGCUAAUGCUUACCAGACUUUUUAACCAAACUUUUACGAUGACAUAACACCAAGUAGAUUGUAUUGUAUUGCACUUGAAGGUGUUUCACUGUGAAUUAUAACCACAGUAACUAUCAAAUGAAUCAACAGAGCCCAUAAAGGGACAAUGACAGAAAUUACAUUUAAACUAUCUGGUGCGUGACAAACAAACCCAAAAAUAAAUUACUUUGAAAAACAAAGUUGAAAAAAAAAUUCAAAAAACAAACCCGAAAAAAAAUUAUUUUGAAAAACAAGGUUGGAAAAAAACAAAUUAAUUCAAAAAACAACUCCAAAAAUAAAUUAUUUUUAAAAACAAAGUCGGAAAAAAAAUUAAUUCAAAAAACAAACCCAGAAAUAAAUUAAUUAGAAAAACGAUGUUGAGGAAAAAAAAAUAAUUAAAAAAACAAACCCAAAAAUAAAUAAGAAAAACGGGGGGUUGAAAAAAAAAUUAAUUCAAAAAACAGCCCCAAAAAUAAAUUACUCAGAAAAACGGAGGGUUGAAAAAAAAUUAAUUCAAAAUACAGCCUCCCAUUUUUUUAUUUUUCAAGUGAAUGCAAUACGCUUCCGUAGGUGCGCACCAAAAUCAUUCAUUUAAACAUUAGCAUUAUGUAGCAUUUAAGCUAGCGGACUUUUAUUAUGAAGGUUAGCCAGUUGUUAUUUUGUAAUAUCCUCAUUUAUUUAUCUUUUUUAUAACAUUUGAGGCUAAGCUCUGGCGCGCUUCGGGCACCAGCAGUUUUGGCAUGCUACAAAUGAUAAUACAGGAUUUAGUUGAUUUCAAUCUUUGACUCAACUAGCGCUUAAGAGUAGCCUUAAACUAUAUAAAUAAAUAAAUAAAUAAAUGAGGAUUUAAGUACAACAAAAGAACAAUUGGCUAACUUGCAUAGCAAAAGUCCGCUAGCUUAAAUGCUAUGUAAUGCUAAUGUAUACCAGAUUGUUUCCAGUGCACACCACAUACUGACUUGGACUCAACUAGAUCCUGAACUUGGCCUCAAACGAUAUUGAAAAAUAAUAAUAAUAAAUGAGGAUCUAAGUACAACAAAAGAACAAUUGACUGACUUGCAUAGCAAAAGUCCACUAUCUUAAAGGCUAUAUCAUGCUGAUGUUGACCAGAUUGUUUCUGAUGAGCACUAGAAACAAUCUGGUGCGCACCACAUAUUAUCUGUUGUGCGCCAGAAACAAUCAGGUGCGCACCAGAUAGUUUCUAGUGCGCACCAGACACAAUCUGGUGGUGGUUGGUUUAAAUUUAUUUUAUUUCUGUCGAUGUCCUUUUAGGAGCUCCGUAGAUUAAUUUGAUAGUUAUUGUGGCUAUAAUUCACAGUUAAACACCUCCAAUAUGCAAUCCACUUGGUAUUAUGUUUAUCAUAAAAGUGAACAUUGACCAAGUAGCUCCAUCACUUGAAGACCUUUUAAUUGGAGGUGGCGCGUGAUAUGGUUUGUGGCAAACUGUGUCCAUCAAAAAGUCAUUCAAAAAAGAUUUCUAUUCAAUUGAAGGGAACCAAAUGAAGUGUCCGGUGAGUGUCCCAAGACUGCAAGGUUUGAGCGAAAUAUGUUUCAGUGUUAUUGUUUUCAUUUUCUAUCCAAAUUCCUUCUAUGUUUAUAGAGUUCUCAAGCAAUGACAGUUUAUGAAGCUCCGUUCAUUUCUAAUCAGAGUCGUCAAUACUUAAUUUAUUUUUGAUUUCUUUUUUUUUUUUUAAUGUAUCAAAAAGAAUUUUAUUUUUCUGAGUAAGUCGUUUUACACUUGUAUGUCAUGUAAAGUAUACUUUGUGUUGUCGUGUUUAGUGCAUUUGAAGUACAGUUUAUUCCCAUUUAGUUGAAUUAGUUAUUGCUGUAUGCAAAUAGUUCUAUUUUUGACAAUCCCAAAUGUUCUGUUUUGAAAUCAUCUUGUUUGGUGGUUUGAUUAAAUGAACAAAAAGUAGCCCUAUUGUGUGUCGUGUGUAUGUUAAGAAUGAAUGUAAAUGUAUAUUUUCAAUUGGGGGGGGUGGUCAUAACCAAGGGCGUAGAUUUGCAUAGGGACGGUAGGGACAUGACACUACCAACUUUUCAGGAUGCUACUUUCAUUAUGUUCUGGCUGACAUUUGCUCCUUUUUACUUGCUGAAUGUGCCAGUCCAUUUUUCCCCCUCAAACACACAUUUGAUAGGCUGAUGAUAUGACCCGUGCAAGAAGGAAGCCCUUGCUCCAAAAGCGGCACCUUAAGGCUCGACUGAAGUUUGCUGCUGAUCACAUGGACAAAGAUAAGACCUUCUGGAGGAAAGUUCUGUGGUCAGACGAAACAAAAAUCGAGCUGUUUGGCCACAAUGCACAGCAAUAUGUUUGGAGGAGAAAAGGUGAGGCCUUUAACCCCAAGUACACCAUGCCUACCGUCAAGCACAGUGGUGGUAGUAUUAUGCUGUGGGGCUGUUUUGCUUCCAAUGGAACUGGUGCUUUACAGAGAGUAAGUGGGAUAAUGAAGAAGGAGGAUUACCUUCAAAUUCUUCAAGAUAACCUAACGUCAUCAGCACGAAGAUUGGGUCUUGGGCGCAGUUGGGUGUUCCAACAGGACAAUGACCCCAAACACACAUCAAAAGUGGUAAUGGAAUGGCUAAAUCAGGCCAGAAUUAAGGUUUUCGAAUGGCCUUCCCAAAGUCCUGACUUAAACCCCAUUGAGAACUUUUGGACAAUGCUGAAGAAACAAGUCCAUGUCAGAAAGCCAUCAAAUUUAACUGAACUGCACCAAUUCUGUCAAGAGUGGUCAAAGAUUCAACCAGAAGCUUGCCAGAAGCUAUUGGAUGGCUACCAAAAGCACCUAAUUGAAGUGAAAAUGGCCAAGGGACAUGUUAUCAAAUAUUAGCGCUGCUGUAUGUAUAUUUUUGACCCAGCAGAUUUGAUCACUUUUUUCU